This is a messenger RNA of Dermacentor albipictus, 1973 nucleotides long. Lineage: Eukaryota; Metazoa; Arthropoda; Arachnida; Ixodida; Ixodidae. The record is from RefSeq and is a predicted model, not a curated record.
CGCGUGCUGCCGCAGCUCUCCACACCUUCUGAAGACAUUCUGUCUGUGUUCCUCGACCGUUCUCCGACUUCGAACGAAUAUUCCGCUCCAGCCAUGACUGAGAUGUCUGAGAUGUCGUCAUUCGGAGGCGACGGACUCUCCGGAAUUGAGUCGUCGGCCAUGAGCGGCAGUGGAAUAUCCUCUGACAAAGAAGAUGAUGCCAGCCCACAGAGAAUCAUGUUCGCCGUCAUCAUGCUUUGCCUGUUUAUCGGUCUUGCUGGAUUUGUCGCCUACCUGUUGCUGGGAACAGUGAGCGUUGAAGAAGCAGACGAAGCGGACAUCUUUGGAGGAGACACUGGCGGUGGCGGUGGCGGUGGCGGUGGUGGUGGUGGUGGUGGUGGAGGCAGCCCUUCACCUAGAGUGCCACCUACUACGCCAAGGGCAGCUGGCCGUGCACCAGACGGCACACCACCAGAUGUCCCGACACCCGAACUCCCUCCUCCAGAUGUCCCUCCGCGAGCCGCCCCUCCUCCAGGAGUCCCUCCGCGACCUGCACCUCAUCCAGCUGUGCCACCACGACCUGCACCUCAUCCAGCUGUGCCACCACGACCUGCACCUCCUCCAGCUGUGCCACCGCGACCUGCACCUCCUCCAGCUAGGCCGCCGCCCGCACCAAUGCCUCCACCUACGAAGCCAUUCUCGGUCAACGAGCUCGUGUGCACGGUCGGGGCCUACGCGAUCUUCCCCAGCAUGAUCCCGACGGACGGCCUCUGCACCUACAUCUACUACAGGGACGUCGCAAUUGCUCGCGGCACUCUGCACGGCGUCCUGGUCCCUGAAAGCUGGGCGACGUUUCAGAAUGAGAUGCAGAGCCGCAGUCGACCUUUGGGCGGCAUCGGCUUCGAUAUCCGGUACUCAAGCGCCGCCGACUUCAACGGAACGAUAGAGGAGAAGCUAACGGAACUUGUACCGAAAAACAUCAAGCACUAUGGUGUUCUGAACGUGCUGCAGAGCGCACAGAAGAUCAGGGCGCUGUACGACAAAGCAAAAAAACUUCUUGAAAAACUAAAAAACUUUCAAGGCAGCGACGCCAGCAGAAAAACGUUAAUAGCUCUCGGAAUAACCAGUUAUCAAGAGCCAAGCGCGUAUGAGCUCCUGCAGACCAUUUUUACCGACGCUGUCAACAACCACGUGGCAGACACGGUCAUCGCCUACAGCUCUGUGGGGUGGACCGAGGGUAAAGGAGUGUGCUACAGCCACCCACCUUCCGUUUUCGACAGCAGCGCGUACAAGGCAUCUGCUGCCAAGCAAGCCGGCCGGGCACCUGACAUCAAAAGUAUCGCACAGAUGAUGAGGAGAGACAAGCAGUACACAUCGAAUACCAAAAUGGGUCUUUCCUUCGAGCUCGGCACACUGGUCUACACUUUGAAGAAGCCUUAUGCGGGAAGCGUCGUCACUGAGGAUAUGGUCAACGCCGAAUGUGUCACCCUCUUCGUCACCAACCUGGACGCUGCGCCUUGCAAGGGCGAUUUGAAGUUGAGGCGAGUUGAACUGUUCACGGGCGUCAACGUGGCACAAGUGGCAAGCGAUAAGACGAAGGCCAUGUUCUUCGAGAGCGAAGACACCCUCAAGGCAAAGUGCCUCAAACUGGCCGAGAAUUCCACCUUCCUGCGGCCGGACAUGUCUUUGUUGCUGGUGAACGCCCACCUCGGGGACCCCACCGACAGCUGCCCCGGUCUGGACGGUCCCGAAAGGGGCGCGAUCUUUUGGCGAAUCGAAGUGGUCAAGAGAGCGCUCAAUAUACCGUGACCCCGAGCCGCGAGCAUGAAGCUUGCGAGAAGUUCCGGACUGUGCGGCGCCAGCGGCGAUGUGCUUCAUUGUGCCUUGUCUCAUUUUGUGCGGUAAAAUGAUCGUCUGGGCAACUGCAUUUCUUUUUUGUUCACUGUCAUCACUUAGCCUAGCCCAACUAUAUUAUAUUUUCUCUCGUCCAUGUA